ACAUCUGUGAAGCCUUAUCAUAGGCUACCCUUCCAGAGACCCCUAGUGGUUUGGAGACCGUACUCUGUAACCUCGCAUAGAAAAACCCUAAUUUCUUGGAUUCAAACUCCGAUUCCUAAGAAGAAGGAGGAAAUUUGUUGUAGGAAAUGAAUAACAGUUCCUCUUCCAAAAAACACAGUCCAGAUCAGCCAGAGACAAGUGGACCCACAUUCAAAUCACAGCGAACCAAAAUGGACACUGAAAAGAAGAUUUUGAAUAAGAAACUCAAGGAUGUUGAAAUAAGCUGUCCCAUUGUGUAUGGUAGCAUGGCAUUCUGGCUAGGGAAGAAGGCAAGCGAGUACCAGUCACAUAAGUGGACUGUGUAUGUUCGCGGGGCGAUGAAUGAGGAUCUGGGAGUGGUGGUAAAGCGCGUUGUUUUUCAGCUGCAUUCCAGUUUCAAUAGCCCUACAAGGGUACUGGAGUCGCCUCCGUUUGAGGUAUCGGAAGCUGGAUGGGGUGAAUUUGAAAUCGCCAUCACGCUUUAUUUCCAUAGUGAUGUUUGUGAUAAGCCUGUAAACUUAUAUCAUCAUUUGAAGUUGUACCCCGAGGAUGAAUCUGGUCCCAUGUCUACCAAGAAGCCUGUUGUUUUGGAAACUUAUGAUGAGAUUGUGUUCCCUGAGCCUUCAGAAGGUUUUUUAGCUCGUGUGCAGAAUCAUCCAGCUGUAACCCUGCCCAGAUUACCAAUUGGAUUUACUUUGCCUCCUCCUGUACCAGUUGAGGAUGCAAGUAGAAGGAAGAGAGGUGACACUAAAGAUCACCCCCUAAGUCAGUGGUUCAUGAAUUUCUCAGAAGCAGAUGAACUUUUACAACUUGCAGCAGCUCGUCAACAGGUGCAAGCUCAUAUUGCUAAACUCAAGCGACAAAUAAAUGUGAUAGAUGGGCCACAUCAACAGUUGAAAUCUAUCUCUGACCAGUGAAUGACAACAUUAUUCCUGCAGAUUUUUUCAGAUUCUACUUCAAAUUGGUUUUGCAGCAUAUACACUUGUUGGCAUUUGCAACAAUGAUAUGUACCUUCUUAGUUCUCGGCCGUGGAGAAUUCUUUGUCAGCUUUGUUUUCCCUCUCUUUUUUUUUAUGGCCUUUUUAUCUCAUUGACUUUGUAUCAAUAAGGAAAGGAGGCAAAAAAAAAAAUUUAUCAUUAGAUUAAUACAAAUUAUAAAAUUAAAUUUAUUGCAUCUUUGCUGUC
Messenger RNA from Quercus lobata, 1223 nucleotides. RefSeq names its product transcription initiation factor TFIID subunit 14b. Gene Ontology annotation, biological process: regulation of DNA-templated transcription. Bases 147 to 956 code for a protein of 269 amino acids. NCBI's taxonomy places the organism in Eukaryota, Viridiplantae, Streptophyta, Magnoliopsida, Fagales, Fagaceae. The transcript is spliced from 6 exons. The record is from RefSeq and is a predicted model, not a curated record.